Messenger RNA from Cloeon dipterum, 561 nucleotides. RefSeq lists its product as uncharacterized. The transcript has 3 exons. The record is from RefSeq and is a predicted model, not a curated record. Bases 1 to 561 code for a protein of 186 amino acids. NCBI's taxonomy places the organism in Eukaryota, Metazoa, Arthropoda, Insecta, Ephemeroptera, Baetidae.
AUGCCUCACAGUGUCCUAGACCUGAAUGUUCACACUCCCGAGCAAACGCCCGUCGUGUGGCUGGCGCGAACGUGGCAGGAAGGAGCGAUCGCGGCUGCCGAACGACCGCUCAAGAAAAGCAAAUUUUUGGCUUAUUUCGACCUGUGCAGGACCACCAACGAUGUAUAUCGCAUCCUUCUGGAAAGAAUCAAGUUUGUCGAUGUGCCUGAAUUCUUCACGUGCGAUCGGAAGGAGCGCAAGUGGAACGCCAGGAAGCGCCAGGGAUUCAGAAUGCUAGGAAAACUGUAUCCCGUCUCGCCAAAACACGUGGAGCAAUUCUGGCUCCGCGCUAUUGUUCAGCACAGGCCGUUUAUUACGAGCUACGAAGACACAAGAACAGUUGAUGGCGUCGAGCAUCAGUCCUUCAGACAAGCGGCGGUCGCAUUGGGACUCGCCAGAGACGACCAAGAGCAUAGGAACGUUCUGGAGGAAGCUAAAACGGGCUCAACCCCAUUUUCAAUGCGAGCGCUGUUCUUGAUGCUGCUCCUCCAUGCUGGCCCUGCGCAGCCCAAAGAACUUUGA